AUGCAUCUCUCGGCCAUUUCUACCCUGGCUGUGGUCCUGCUGUCGGGUCAAGCUCACGCAGGGUGCGGAGAAGGAACCUUCAACGGAAAAUACAACGGUUACAAGAGGGUUUCAAACUGCAACCUCAAUGCGAACAACGUUUAUUUCUGCGGUGACUCUGGGACUUCCGUCGUUCACAAGCAAAGUCAGCUUGUUCUCCGCGCUGGAAAGGUCGAUUCAACAGUCUUGGUCAACUGCAACGGGUACGGCUUCCUGUACCACUGUUCAGCCGGCGAAGAAGGCCGAUUUAGGGAGCCGCAGUGUAAGGGCGCAGUUUGGGAGGUUGAGAACAUCAGGGAGAUUUGA
This is a messenger RNA of Colletotrichum acutatum, 345 nucleotides long. RefSeq lists its product as uncharacterized. The transcript has a single exon. NCBI's taxonomy places the organism in Eukaryota, Fungi, Ascomycota, Sordariomycetes, Glomerellales, Glomerellaceae. The record is from RefSeq and is a predicted model, not a curated record. The coding region runs from base 1 to 345 and encodes 114 amino acids.